This is a messenger RNA of Papilio machaon (common yellow swallowtail), 1182 nucleotides long. RefSeq lists its product as uncharacterized. NCBI's taxonomy places the organism in Eukaryota, Metazoa, Arthropoda, Insecta, Lepidoptera, Papilionidae. The transcript has 5 exons. The record is from RefSeq and is a predicted model, not a curated record. Bases 86 to 925 code for a protein of 279 amino acids.
UAUGAAAACAAAUAAUAUUAUAAUAUAAAAAAAUGCGACGCUAAUAUGAAAAUAUUCGUGAAUAUGGUUCAGUGAUAAAUCCAAGAUGGCGCAUAAAGUGAAGAGCAAUCAUUACGUGGCUACGCACAGGUCCGGAAUGGACUCGCCCUCAUCUGGCGGAUACCUGCACAGGGGUUCGUCGAGGGAUGAAAACGACAGCCAUCGGGCACCCUCCGAGAGGACAUUAUCUGAAUAUACGACGAUAGACGAGCGGACACGAUCUCCCUCUGGCGGUGGUUCGGGAGAACAUCGCAAUGGCAGACGACACCAGACGGGCGGGUCUCCUCGUGCAGACUCCGAUGUAUAUGUCACCAGCGCCGCCUAUCGCCCGCCUUCUGAAAUUAGUCGUCAGUCGCGUGCGCCUCGCAGCGUGUACUCGUACAGAAGCGCUGUGGCGCCAUCUGUAGCAUCCACACAUCGCUCCAAAGUCUCCAGAAAGGCGGGCGUGAAAGUGGAGACGAUGGCAGCACCGAACCCGUUCUGUCCGAACGUGAAGGGCAUGUGCUGCCUGAUGCUUCUCCUCAAUCUGGGUCUCAUACUCGUCACCCUCGGCUUCGUCAUCGUGCUGCAGUUCUUCGAACCGCUCUUUGUAUGGAUUCUUGGCAUAGUGUUCUUGAUAUUCGGGUUCAUCACCCUCGUCGGCAGUCUCAUAUACUGCGUGGUGCUCUGCAGAGAAAACCCAUACCCAAGGUACCCUGACGACUUCUACUGGACCCACCACUGGUCCAAGACGAUUGGACCUUCAGAAAUACACUACAGCGCAAGUGAAAAGCCCUACAGGCAGAACGGACACAGCGACAGAUAUAAUAAAUACAACGGCAAAUAUUCCGAUAAAGAAAGUGCUAAAGGUUAUUCUGACAGAGAAAGCAAGUUAAGUAGGUACUGAAUGCUUAACUUAGGUUAUAAAUACUGAGGUACUGUGCCGCAUUUAAAUCGCAAUGUCGUCACAAAUACCAUUUAAAUAUGAAUGUAAGUGAAAGAAGUUUUUAGGUUAGAAUUCUUCAAUGCAUUUUUAUUGUUUGGGAAAUCUUUUUUUAUUGAAUUGAACGCCAUCUUUCUUUUUAUAUGAAACAAAAGGGAAACUAUUUCAAAUACGUAGUUGUUAAGAGAAAUUCACUUGGUAACUGAUUUAACAACGAUUUA